UUUUUUUUUUCCAUUCACCACUGAACUUUUCUUUUUGUCUCGUCAUGUCUAGUAGAACUAUUCGUCUUGGUUACGUUCCCGAGCAUUUCUCAACUCCUUUGUAUAUUGCUAAAGAACAAGGAUUCUUCCGCGAUAACAAUGUCAAUGUGGAGCUUGUCUGUUGUCCAGGUGGCACUGGCGAAGUAGGUUUUAUAUAUAAAAAAAAAAGUCUAUAUUUUUAAAAGUAGGAUGGUUUCACCUUGUAUUAUCCUGGUUUUUUUUUCUUCUUUAGAUGACUGCCAAAUUGGAAGAUAAAAGUUUGGAUGUAGCAAUUGCUUUGACAGAAGGUCUAGUUGCUGGUAUUAGUAAAGGUCAAGAUUGGUACAAAAUUAUAGGAACAUAUGUAGAUGCACCAUUAUGUUGGGCUAUCUCGACAGGACAAGAAUCACGUCAUCAUUCUGUUGAUAGUUUACAUAAAAGCAAUUGUGGUAUUUCUCGUUAUGGUUCUGGAUCUCAAAUCAUGGCUUACGUAUUAGCAGAUCAACAAGGUUGGUUGAACAACAAGAAAACCGGUGAACAUUCGGAUGCACCUAUGAAUUUUACUGUUCUCAACAAUUUCAAAGCAAUGCGUGACUCUGUCAAUGAUGGAUCUACCGAUUUUUUUAUGUGGGAAUUAUUUACUACCAAACCAUAUCAUGAUUCAAAGGAAGUACGAUGUAUUGGAAAGAUUACACCUCCUUGGCCUGCUUUUAUGUUUGCUGCUCAUGUAGAUGUUUUGGAUGCACCCGAAUUACCUCGUGUUUUGAAUGCUAUUCAAAAGGCCACUACUUUAUUUAUGGAACAAAAGGAAGAUGAAUCAGUGAAACAUAUUAUCCGUAUUUUAGAUUAUCAAGAAGAAGAUGUCCAUAAUUGGUUCAAGACUGUUCAUUAUGCUCCUGAUCAUACUGGAAUCUCUCGACGUGCUAUUCAAGUGACUUUAUCUACGUUGCAAAAGGCUGGUGUGAUUGGUGAAAAGGUGCCUUCCAUGGAUGAUCUCUGUUAUUUGAAAGUAGGUCAACUUAUAGAAUAGUACAAUAACCAUUAUUAUAUUAUAUGUUACUCUCUCCAUAGUUUUUAUAUAAAAAUAAAAAAUGUAUGUUUACUCACUUGUGAUUUGAAUGUUGAU
Halteromyces radiatus is the source of this 1144-nucleotide messenger RNA. RefSeq lists its product as uncharacterized. Bases 272 to 1048 code for a protein of 258 amino acids. NCBI's taxonomy places the organism in Eukaryota, Fungi, Mucoromycota, Mucoromycetes, Mucorales, Cunninghamellaceae. The record is from RefSeq and is a predicted model, not a curated record. The transcript has 4 exons.